UCUCCUCUUUCUUCUUUUCUUCUUUCCACUAGUAUUCUUCUGCCCUGUGGGAGAAAAAACAGAGGGGAGGGUGGGGGAAACGCAAGGAAAAAAAAAGACUCUAUGUUAAAGUGGUUAAGUGAGAUGCCAGGUGUCAAAAAAAAUAAGGUAGGGACUGGGAGGGACACACAAGAACACGGACAGAGGAUCUGAACUCAGCAUAUAGCUACCUCAACCAACGAGUUAAUUAGCUACCUCAACAAAUUCUCUGGCUUUGUGAUUUGUUAAUUUGUUGUUCUGCUGAGCUAUUGUUUGAGUUUGGUGUGUUUCCCUUUCAUUGAUCUCGAGUUUGUUUUGCUGGAUCAUUUUCUCUUUACGUAUUUACUGAGUGUUUGCAGAACCAGAUUUCCAGGAACUGUUUUUCUCCCAUGGCCUUGAGCACCCACAGAGCUUCUACAUCUCGUACUUCAGCUGAAUGCGCUCCUCCUCGAUGGAAGCAUGAUGUUUUUCUGAGUUUCAGGGGCGAAGACACUCGCAGGGGUUUUAUCUCUCAUUUAGACCGUGCAUUGGCGUGCUGGCAAGCAAUGAGCAUUUUCAAGGACGAUCGAGAACUUGAAGUAGGAGCACCUAUUUCUCUGGAGCUGUUGACCGCAAUCGAAGAAUCAUAUCUUGCCAUCAUUGUUCUCUCCCCAAAUUACGCUUCUUCCACUUGGUGCUUGAAUGAACUCUCAGAGAUUCUUGAAUGCAUGGAAGACACCAAGAGAAUUCUGCCAAUCUUUUAUGACGUGGAUCCUUCCGAUGUACGAAAACAAACGGGGAGUUUUGCGGAAGCUUUCACUAAGCAUGAAGAAAGGUUUAGUGGAGAUGCCGAGAAGCUGAAUCGGUGGAGAGCCGCUUUAAGAAAUGUUGCCAAUCUCGCUGGCUUAGAUUCAAAAAAUUAUAAGUCAGAAGCAGAGCUUGUCGAUGACAUUGUCAAACGUGUGUGGAAGAAAGUGAAUCCUAUAGUCACGUUGUUAGAUUCUGAAGAGAAGUUAGUCGGAAUUGAUUUUGCACUUGAUCAACUACGCUUGCAUUUAGCUCCCGAAGAAAAUGAUGUCCGCUUUAUAGGGAUAUGGGGGAUGGGCGGGGUUGGCAAAACAACCCUUGCUAAGCUAGUUUUCGAGAGAAUUUCCCAUCAUUUUGAACUUAGCUGGUUUCUAUCUAAUGUGAGUGAGGUUUCGGGAAAACAAGGUGGUCUAGUUAAUCUACAGAGACAGAUUCUUUUCCCAAUCUUGAAAGAAAAUGUUGCCCAUGUUUGGGAUGAAGGAGCCGGAACCUUUUUCACUCAGAAACGUUUAUACAAUAAAAAGGUUCUUCUCAUCCUUGAUGACGUGGAUCAAUUAAACCAACUUAAAACACUGGCUGGAAAGAAAGAUUGGUUUGGUGUGGGAAGUAGAAUUAUCAUCACAACUAGGGAUGAGCGUCUACUAGUUGAGCAUGGUAUAGCGAUACGAUAUAAGGUCGAGGUAUUAAAGGAUGAUGAAGCUCUUGAGCUCUUUAGUCAAAAUGCCUUUAAGAAAAAUCAGCCUGAGGAAGGUUUUCUGGAACUCUCUAGGUGUUUCGUACAUUAUGCCAAAGGUCUUCCAUUAGCUCUGACAACAUUGGGAUCUUCUUUGUAUGACAGAGGUCAAGAUACAUGGAAAAGUUCGUUGGAUAAUCUAGGGAAAAUUCAUAAUCCAACAAUUUUUCACUCACUCAAAGUAAGUUAUGACAGACUAGAAGAGAUAGACAAGAAAAUUCUUCUUGACAUUGCAUGUUUCCAUAAAGGGAAGGAUGAAGAGCAAGUAAUUGGAAUACUAAACAGUAUCUAUAAUAUUUCUAGUCGUAUUAGGAUAGAUGUUCUCAUUGAGAAAUCUCUCUUAAUUAUGGAUAAAUUCAACAAUCCUAAUAGGGUUCAGAUGCAUGAUUUGAUACAAGAAAUGGCAUGGAAAAUUGUUCAUCUAGAGUCUCGAGGAGAUCCUUGUCAAUUCAGCCGUUUGUGGCUUCGCGAUGACAUUUCUCAUGUAUUCAUGCACAAUUUGGAAAUGAGAGCAAUUGAAGGCAUAGUCCUACGUUUGCCCAAAUUAGAAGCAGUGCCCUGGAAUUGUACUAAAGCCUUCAAUGAGAUGCAUGGGUUAAGGCUCCUUGACUUUGAUAAUGUGGUGUUUUCUUCAUGCCCUAAAUUUCUUCCAAAUUCCUUAAGAAUUAUGCAUUGGAGUUCGUAUCCUUCCAAAUCGCUCCCAUCAGGUUUCGAACCACAUUUGCUUUCUAAACUAGAAAUGUGGAAUAGCAAACUUGUCCGGCUUUGGGAUGGAGCACAGGAUUUUCCAAAUUUGAAAUAUAUGGAUCUUAGUAACUCCGAUAAAUUGACCAGUAUCCCAGAUUUCACACGCAUUCCAAAUCUUGAGGAAUUGGAUCUGGAAGGCUGUGAGAAAUUAGGCGAGGUUCACUCGUCUAUUGCAGUUCACAAAAAGCUGAAGGUUUUAAUACUUGAUGAAUGUAAAAGUAUUAAGAGUCUCCCAAGUGAGUUGGAAAUGGAUUCUCUUGAAUUCUUUAGUCUUCGGGGCUGCUCAAAACUGAAAAUGAUUCCAGAAUUUGGGGAACAUAUGCAGAACUUGAAAACGAUUUAUAUACAUAAGACUGCUAUUGAGCAAAUACCUUCAUCAAUUGAACAUCUGGUUGGCCUUGUUUAUCUAUAUAUAAGUAAUUGCAAAAGUCUCUUGGGUCUCCCGAGUGCAAUAUGUAAAUUGAAAUCUCUUACAACGCUGGCUAUGCGCGGAUGCUCAAAAGUUGAUAAACUCUCAGGGGAGCUUGAUUUAAGUGGAAGUGCUAUGAGAGAGCCGCUUGUUGCUAUGAAAAAUCUCAAAAAUCUAACCCUUCGUGGAUCAGUUGCUUCAAGGGAUGGCAUUUGGUGUGGCCUUGACUGGUUAUUUGGAAUUAGAAAGAGUGUUGACCCUGACCCUUGGCGUUUGGUGUUGUCUUCUCUAAAUCGUUUAGGGUCUUUGACGACAUUAGAUUUGAGUGAUUGUAAUAUUGGUGAAGGAGCCAUUUCAGAUGAUAUCGGCUGCUGCUUGUCUUCUUUAAAAAGGUUGGAUCUUAGUGGAAACAAUUUCGUUAGCCUUCCCUCAAGCAUUAGAUUCCUUUCUGAGCUUCUGUCUCUUGGAUUGGAGAGGUGCAAAAGGCUUGAGCAAUUGCCAGAUCUUCCGCCAAAGAGACCCUCAUUAAUUGUACGUGUAGACGACUGUACUUCCUUAAAAAGGUUGUCAGAUCCAUCAAAGUUGAGCGAAGGAGCCAAUGUGUAUGAUUUUGUGUCUAGUUGUGUUAAUUGCUUCAGAUUGGUUGAAGAAGAAGGCUGGAUCUGGAUUAAUAGAAUAUUUGCAAUGAUAUCAAUGGCCACAAUGGAUCUGGAUUAUCGGGCUGGACCUGAUAACCGUUUUGUAUGGCCUGGAAGUGAAAUUCCAGAGUGGUUCGAUAAUCGACGUGUGGGAGAUUCAAUAAUUGUGGAGCUGCCUCUACCUCCACAAACAUGCAGUGACUGGGUUGGGAUUGCUUUAUGUGUUGUUUUUGAAGAUUCUAAUAAAUAUUUGAAAGAUCCACCCUAUGCUUUUUUACUUAUUAACUGUUCGCAGGGAUCGUAUAACGUUUUUAAAGUUGGGCAACUUGAGUCACAACACCUUUGGGUUUUCUAUUUGCCUCGCAAUGAUCGCUGGUUCAGGGGUGCCUCAAGCAGUCAUCGAUUUUCAUUCGAAUGGGUAUAUUUGUUAACCAGAUCGGAAACAGAGCUGAAAACAAGUUUCUCAGUUAUAAAGAAAUGUGGAGCCCGUUUGGUGUACCAGAGAGAUUUGGAAGAAUUCAACCAAAUUCUGAAAAUCCCGAUGUCAGCAGCACUACAUGCAUCCGGUGACGAGGAGGCAGCCCCAAUUGGUAGUAGUGGAAGUGGUAGCUCUGAUGACCACGAUGAACCAGGAAUUGGUUGCUCUAAUGACGACGAUGAACAAGGAAUUGGUAGCUAUGAAAAUGAACCAGGAAGUUAGAGCUCUGAUGACGACGAUGAACCAAUCAGCAAAAGAUUCAAGAAAGUCUAAAUUAUUUUGUGCUUGGUUCAAUCAUUCAAUGGGUCUCAAUAUAAUACUGGAAAGGCUAAUGACGUUGGUCAAUUCUCAGAAUUCAUCUUGUUACAUUUCUUUUUCUUCUUAAGUUUCUUGUCCUAUCUUUUGAGUCUCUUUUUUGUGCAAAUUGUUUUGGCGUCAUGUAAAUUUCCUUUUUCUUAUUGAGAGUCUUGUGCUACGAUGUUCAUUAGAAAAAAGGAAAAUUCGUGGCUUUGUCUU
This is a messenger RNA of Prunus avium (sweet cherry), 4325 nucleotides long. Its product is annotated as TMV resistance protein N. The record is from RefSeq and is a predicted model, not a curated record. Gene Ontology annotation, molecular function: ADP binding; protein binding. NCBI's taxonomy places the organism in Eukaryota, Viridiplantae, Streptophyta, Magnoliopsida, Rosales, Rosaceae. Gene Ontology annotation, biological process: signal transduction; defense response.